AUGAGCUCCGCCGGCGGUCUCUCUCGUCGCCGUGUCCCCAACGCCUCCACCACUGCCGACGACGAUGCCGACUCCGCCUGGGGCCUCUCUGGCUCGUCAACACCAAACGGCACCUCUUCCCGCGGCGAGCCUCUCCAGUCUCCUCCCCUUCACGCCGGCUCCGCCUUCGAGGGCGGCAGCAGGAUUGCAUACGAUCCCCGUGACCUCGAGCGUGAAGACGAGAAUGCACGGUUAGGCGGCAAGCCCCCACUGCUCACCAUCAUGGAGGAAGUCCUCUUGCUUGGUCUCAAAGACAAGCAGGGCUACCUCUCAUUCUGGAACGACAACAUCUCAUAUGCCCUGCGCGGGUGCAUCCUCAUCGAACUCGCGUUACGCCGACGAAUCGCCCUCAUCAAAGACCCGAACCGCCGACAUCUCCCGCUUUCAGAACGACUCGUCGAAGUGGUCGAUGACCGCCAAACGGGCGAGACCAUCCUUGACGAGGCGCUGCGGAUGAUGAAGGCCCAGGAGGGCGAGCGGAUGGCGAUCAACACAUGGAUAGACCUUCUCUCCGGCGAGACAUGGAACGUGAUGAAGAUCGGCUUCCAGCUCAAGCAGGUCCGCGAACGGCUCGCCAAAGGCCUCGUCGACAAGGGCGUCCUCCGCACUGAGAAGCGCAACUUCCUCCUCUUCGACAUGGCCACCCACCCCGUCGCCGACGUCCGCGCCAAAGAGGCCGUCGUCUCCCGCGUCGUCGCGCUCCUCACCGCGACCACCGCCGCCGUCCCGCCCGCCGCGCUCGGCAAGGAGGGCACCCAGGCCCGCGCCGCCCGCGCCGUCUGCCUCGUCUGCGCCGCGUACGCCGCGAGCGUGCUCGACAACGCGUUCGGCCGGCUCACGUACGAGGACCGCGAAGCGGCGUUCCAGCGCUGCGACGAGGUCCUCGCCGAGUUCUCCGUCUGGCCGUUCGGGGGCGCCAGCGCGGGCGGUUCGGCGAGCGGGGCGGCGCGUGCGGCGCGCCGGCGCGAGGGCUCGCGGAUCGGCAUGGGCAGCGGGGGCGUGAGCUCGCGCGAGGUCGUGCUCGGGCUCGUGCAGGAGGUGAAGCGGGAGAUGGUGGGCGGGGAGGAGGACCUGUCAUUCGAGCUCGUCGCGGGCGUGCUCGAAGUGCUUUCAAAACUGGAUUCGCUCUUGUGA
Epithele typhae is the source of this 1173-nucleotide messenger RNA. Its product is annotated as GPP34-domain-containing protein. Bases 1 to 1173 code for a protein of 390 amino acids. Gene Ontology annotation, cellular component: trans-Golgi network; cytosol; Golgi cisterna. The record is from RefSeq and is a predicted model, not a curated record. Gene Ontology annotation, molecular function: phosphatidylinositol-4-phosphate binding. NCBI's taxonomy places the organism in Eukaryota, Fungi, Basidiomycota, Agaricomycetes, Polyporales, Epitheliaceae. The transcript is spliced from 3 exons. Gene Ontology annotation, biological process: Golgi to plasma membrane protein transport; Golgi vesicle budding; retrograde vesicle-mediated transport, Golgi to endoplasmic reticulum.